AUGGGAAUCCAUGGCCUGGCCAAGCUUAUUGCUGAUGUGGCUCCUAGCGCCAUCCGGGAGAAUGACAUCAAGUCUUACUUCGGCCGGAAGGUCGCUAUAGAUGCCUCCAUGAGCAUCUACCAGUUCCUGAUCGCCGUGCGCCAGGGAGCUGAAGUCCUUCAGAACGAGGAUGGCGAGACCACGAGCCACCUGAUGGGCAUGUUCUACCGGACCAUCCGCAUGGUGGAGAACGGUAUCAAGCCGGUUUACGUCUUUGACGGUAAGCCCCCGCAGCUGAAAUCGGGAGAGCUGGCGAAGCGGACUGAGCGCCGGGCUGAGGCCGAGAAACACCUGCAGGAGGCUCAGGAGGCCGGAGAGGAGAACAACAUUGAGAAGUACAGCAAGAGGCUGGUCAAGGUGACCCAGCAGCACACCGAUGAGUGCAAGAAGUUACUGACGUUGAUGGGCAUCCCCUACGUGGAGGCGCCGGGGGAGGCCGAAGCCAGCUGCGCUACCUUGGUGAAGGCUGGGAAGGUCUAUGCGGCUGCCACGGAAGAUAUGGAUUGCCUGACUUUCGGCAGUCCUGUACUGAUGCGGCAUCUUACCGCCAGCGAGACGAAGAAGCUGCCUAUCCAGGAGUUCCACCUGAACCGUAUUCUGCAGGACCUAGACCUGACCUGGGAGCAGUUUGUGGAUCUGUGUAUCCUCCUGGGCUGUGACUACUGCGAGAGCAUCCGCGGCAUCGGGCCCAAGCGUGCCGUUGAGCUCAUCAAGGAGCACAAAACCAUUGAGAAGAUCGUUCAGCAGAUAGACACCAAGAAGUACCCUCUGCCUGAGAACUGGCUGCACAAAGAGGCCCAGAAGCUCUUUCUAGAGCCUGAUGUGGUCAACCCUGAUGCUGUUGAGCUGAAGUGGACCGAGCCGAACGAAGAGCAGCUCGUCCAGUUCAUGUGCGGGGAGAAGCAGUUCAAUGAAGAGCGGAUCCGCAACGGAGUCAAGAGGCUGAGCAAAAGCCGGCAGGGCAGCACGCAGGGCCGGCUGGACGACUUCUUCAAGGUGACGGGCUCCAUCACGUCAGCCAAGCGCAAAGAGCCGGAGACCAAGGGGUCGGCAAAGAAGAAAGCCAAGACCAACAACGCCGCAGCUGCAAAGACCAAAAAGGGAAAAUAGCCAGACCGGCCAACCACCAACCCCUGGGAUGGGUUUUUAUGCUCAACCAGGAAUUUUAGGCUAAUAACAAACGGUCGUCUUUCUGUCCUGCGUGUUAGUGCUAGGAAGGAUGCUGCUAAAGUGCUUCCCAACACAGCUAGGUUAGUGAAUCAGACAAGCGUCUUCCCGUGCAGCAGUAGUAACGUACGAGGCUAGGAGAGAAGAGAGCUGAAACAACCACAGCGUGGGGGGGUUGGAGGGGUGAGGAACCAGGGAGUCGCAUUCCGCAGUUCAGUGGCAGCGUUCUUCGGUUUGAGACUUUGGAUGAGGAGGCCACAGGGACCGGAGGCGAUGCCCAGGCUGGGGAGUUAAAGGGAGGUGCUGAUCACAAACACCCUCUCUGAUUUAAGAAAUAAGUUGAACAGCUAGAGAGCGAACUGGGUACAAAUGAUAGAGAGAUUUCUGCCUGAUGCAAUCCAUCCAAAAAGCGGUAGGUGCCAGCAGCAGAGGCUGAAGGAGAAACUGGGGAGAUGUGAACGGAAGGGAAGCUGGAGUUGGGAAGGAGACUUGAAAUAAUGAGGUAAACUUCUCCCUUUAACGGGGACGGGUAUAGGUUCUUCCUUCCCUCAUUGUAGUCACUUGUCUUUGUUUUUUAAAAAAAUGUUGUAAUCCUGAUUCCAGCAAAGUUGUGGCCUGCUCUUAGUGCAUAAACCGAUGACAAGCUGAGCUGAGACUGCGGCUCUCCAAGCCGGAAUUUUGCUGCUAAGUUCUGGUUUAUGUUUAAAAAAUGUCAAUAAACCUAGAAUGGAAGCCUGUUCACUCCCUGAUGUCAUGAGGCAUCCUUCCACGUACACACAGAGACAAGUCCCAGACUAAGAAGAAAAGAGACGGUGCCUCAUUUUUUUUCUUAUUUUAUUCUCUAUUUUGCGUAGUCUUUUCCUCUUACUUGUCAAAGCAAUGUGCUGAGUUUUUGUUUUCAGAAUA
Molecule: messenger RNA, 2112 nt
Organism: Gavia stellata (red-throated loon)
Lineage: Eukaryota; Metazoa; Chordata; Aves; Gaviiformes; Gaviidae
Gene: FEN1
Product: flap structure-specific endonuclease 1
Exons: 1
Coding region: 1-1149 (382 amino acids)
Cellular component (GO): nucleus
Molecular function (GO): magnesium ion binding; DNA binding; 5'-flap endonuclease activity
Source: RefSeq, a predicted model, not a curated record